UCUUAUAGAAGAAAAGAGCCAUCUAAGCAUUACCUAGAAAGAAAAAAGCAAGAGAACAAAAUGUAUAAAUAAAUUGUUUUAUGAUAUUAAAUAAAUUAUUAUUUAAUUAUAAAAACAGAGUAUUAGUUUAUUUAAAACACCAAAAAUAAAAUUAAAAAAUAUAUAUUUUGUUUAAUUUGUUACAAAGGGCUGUUCUUUCAUUCUGCAGUAUAUCAACAGAAAAGAGAAUUCAAAAGCUUUCUCUCUUCUCUCUAUCUCCAAACAAAACUUAAAAACAAAACCCUAAAAAUUUGACAUUUUAUUAAAUUUUGCCUUUUACCAAUCUUUUUUUCUUCCUCUCUUUGGUCUCUCGCUUUAGCUUUCGUCGUGGGUUUUCUUCUUCUUUUUCGUCCCUUCUUUCACUGAACUUUUUCUCUCGUUUUCUAUCUUGUGUUUUUUUUGUCGUAAUUAUUCCCCUUUUUUUCCCGGAAAAAAAGAAACGCAUUGUUUGGAUUGGGAGACGGUUAUUUUGAUAAAACGGUUACGUUUUCAGGCGGUAGCUUGGAAUCGUAGCGGCGGUUAGGUUUAGUACUCUUCCUUUUUUUUUUCUUUUUUCUUUCAUCUGCCCUCUUCUCAUUUGUUAGAAUUUUCCCCCAAUUUUUCUCGUUGCCCCUUUGGGUUCAAUUCCUUGCAGUUGGGAAGUUAUAAUCAAAAUUCAAUCUAGGGUUUUUAAUUUUAUCCCCAAUUUAUUGGUUUUUAGUAUUAUUUUCCCAAAUUUAACUGGUUUGUGCGCUUUAACUGUUAUUUUGGAAAGUUGUUUUUCCUUUUUUUUUGCCCAAGCUGUUAAUUUUAAAAAGGAACUGGAAUUUUUCUGUUAUUUUAUUGGGAAAUACGAGGGUCGUUUCAGAUUGAAAAAUCAGUAAUCUGCAAAUCUAUCAUCCAAUAGAAGAUGGAAGGGUAGGGAGAGAGUGUUAAUUAUAAGGCCUCCUUAUUGCCAUUGCCAUUGUUUUAAAAUUUUGUUUCAUUUGAUCAAACAAUUCCUUCUUUACCAUUUGGUGAAUGACCUGUUAAAUUUAGAAACCCUGAUUUUGCUGGGUUUAAUUGACCAGGGAUAGGGUUAAGAGUUAAGAGUUUUGUGUGUAAAGAAAAUCAAUUUGGUGGGUUAGGGUUUGAAGAACGUUGAAGAAGUGGGUUCCUUUUUUAUUUCAUUUUGUUUUCUGAUGGUCAUAUUCACUAUCCCUUAUGGAAAGAAGUGAGCCAGCAUUAGUUCCAGAAUGGUUGAGAAGUAAUGGCACUGUUACUGGUGGUGGCAAUUCGGCCCACAACUUUGCUUCCUCUUCUUCUCACUCAGAUUCCUCUCUGGUGCAUCAUGGGAGACAUAGAAACUCGAGGAAUAUAAGUGAUUUUGAUUCCCAUCGACCAACAUUUUUGGAUCGGACAUUUUCAUUGAAUUCACGGAGGAGUUCUAGUAAUGGUUCUGCAAAGCAUGCUUACAGUAGCUUUAGUAGGAGUCACCGUGAUAGGGAUCGUGAAAGGGAUAAAGCAAGGUCAAACUUUGGGGACCAUAGGGAUCGAGCUUCUUCUGAUGCUUUAGAAAGUAUCUUAAGUGGUAGGGGUGAGAUAGAUACAUUGCAUCGUUCUCAUUCUAUGUUCUCUAGGAAACCAGGUGAGUCUUUGCCUCGAAGGAUUGGUGUGGAUGUGAGAGACAGUAUUAACAGUAAUCACAACAAUGGCAAUGGUCUGGUAUCUGGAGUUACCCUUGGGAGUAGCAUCCACAAGGCUGUGUUUGAGAAAGAUUUUCCCUCACUUGGAACUGAAGAUAGGCAGGUGGUGCCUGAGAUAACUCGGGUGUUGUCCCCUGGUUUGAGCUCAGCUUCUCAAAAUUUGCCUGUGAGUAGUUCAGCACUUAUCAGUGGAGAAGGGUGGACCUCAGCUUUGGCUGAAGCUCCCAGCACGGUUGGAAGUAGUAACACAGGUUCCUUGGCUGCCCCCCUAACUGUUUCCCCCUCAAGUUCUGGGACUUCAACGGGCACAUCUGGCCUUAAUAUGGCUGAAGCACUAGUGCUAGCUCCUUCACGAUCCCAAGCUGCUCCUCAGUUAUCUGUCAAGACUCAAAGACGUGAGGAACUGGCUAUUAAGCAAUCAAAGCAGCUAAUACCAGUGACACCUUCUAUGCCUAAGUGCUCAGUUCUCAAUUCAGUGGAUAAAUCAAAAGGCAAACCUGCUGCCAGAAUAAGUGAGAUAAAUACAGCUGUCAAGAGUGUGCAGCAGCAACCUUCUUUGAUUCAUCACAGUAAUCAAUCUCCUCAUAGUGGACAUGUCAAGCCUGAUGCGCUGAAGACAUCUGGGAAGCUUUUGGUUCUCAAACCAGGAUGGGAGAAUGGCGUUUCAUCCCCUACUCAAAAAGAUGGUGCUAGUCCAACAGCAAGUGCUAACAGCAGAGUUGCAAUUAGCCAACAUGCUGGUGGUCCCGCAAGAAAUUCGAACAACCCAAAGCUUUCUUCUGUGGAACGUAAGGUUGCUGCCUUGAAUCCAGUAGCUGGGUUCACUGUGGAAAAGAAACCUUCUUUGGCCCAAACCCAGAGCCGAAAUGACUUUUUCAAUCUACUGAAGAAGAAGACCUCGACAAAAACUUCUGCAGACCACUCAGGUUCACUCCCUCAUAUUUCAUCUGCCACCACAGAGAAAUCUGAAGUUACGAAGGAAGUAGUCACUGGCUCAUCAGCUGUUCAUGCUAAUGAGAAUGGUAUUGCCGCUACUAGCAAUGGUGACACCUGUCAGGAGGCUAAAAAAUUUGCUAAUGAUGGUGAAAAGAAUAUGAGCUCCAUUGAUAUGGUUUAUCCAGAUGAGGAAGAGGCAGCAUUUCUUCGUUCUCUUGGCUGGGAAGAAAACUCUGGUGAUGAUGAAGGCCUUACAGAAGAGGAGAUCAAUGCUUUUUACCAGGAGUACAUCAAACUGAGGCCAACUCUGAAACUGUGCCGUGGCAUGCAGCCAAAGCUGGCUCAAUCUUUUGCAACUAAUUCGGAAGGAGCUUCUUCUGAAGUGAGCUCCUCUGACUCCGAAUUGGAAGCUUGACUUCCUCUGUCCCUACAUAGUAAAUCCAAAGAAGUUCCCUUUUUUUCUUUUUUAAUUUUUUUAUGGCAGAUGAUUAGGCUUUUUAUUGGGCUCCUGUUUGAAAGAAAGCUGAUGAGUUGGGGGGUGGGUUUUGGUUUGAUGGCUUCCAGAUAAUGCAAUAAUUAAGUCCUCCUACCCGUCUAUAACUGAGAAUUCUAUAGGUUUGGAAGGAUUGAUGGGGGGACUAUUUUGAUUGCGGUUGAAAGAUGCUAGAAAUUUGCAUCUUUAGGAGAUUUUUCUUUCUUUCUUUCUUUUUUCCUUUUACAAGAAAUAGCUUAUUGGUGUUUUUGGUCAAUUUUACCGAAAGGAAGGAAAUCAAAAGUUCCAUUUUUUUUUUUUAAUUUUCACUUUAUAUGUUUUUGUAGUACAUUUUUUAGCCUAGCAAUAAUACGUGUCCAUAUUAGCAUGAAA
Molecule: messenger RNA, 3504 nt
Organism: Gossypium arboreum
Lineage: Eukaryota; Viridiplantae; Streptophyta; Magnoliopsida; Malvales; Malvaceae
Exons: 5
Coding region: 1222-3054 (610 amino acids)
Source: RefSeq, a predicted model, not a curated record